Perkinsus marinus ATCC 50983 is the source of this 212-nucleotide messenger RNA. RefSeq names its product exonuclease, putative. The annotation marks the transcript as partial. Gene Ontology annotation, molecular function: nuclease activity. The record is from RefSeq and is a predicted model, not a curated record. The transcript is spliced from 2 exons. NCBI's taxonomy places the organism in Eukaryota, Perkinsozoa, Perkinsida, Perkinsidae.
AUGGGAGUAAAGAAUCUCUUGCAACAUCUGAAGGGAUGCACAGCGAUGAAGCAGAACAUAUCCGACUUCAAGGGGAAGCGUGUAGGGAUUGAUGCAAUGUGCUGGAUGCAUCGUGGAGCAAUUGCUUGUUGUUUUGAACUGGUGUCUGGGCGUGAAAGCGAUAAGUUCCUCACGUUCUUCCUGCGUAUGAUUGCCCUAUUGCAAGGCUAUGA